AUGACUUCCGACAUGUCGAAAACGAACCUCAACAACCUUGCGCGUCUGGUCGCAAGCAGAACCGACACCCUCAUCAGUCGCCUUAUUCGCGUCCUCUCCACACCAGCAGGAAGAGACAAGACACUCUGCACAUUCCAAUACCUCCUUAUUGUCAUCUACACCCAACUCUCGCGCCUCCAAGGCGUGAGAUACCGCCGCUUCCUCCUCUCCGUCAGUCGCAAACUCGGCGCCGUCCUACUGCCUGGAGAAACAGUCGUUGCGACAUUGUCACCGCCCGAAGACAAACUCAGCCAUGUCAUCAACGGCAGCAAAGCCCUCUCAGGGUUGAUCAGCGACUUCAGAUGCUUCUCUCGUGUCGUAGAGUCGCUGGAUCUGUAUACCUGGGCCAAGGGCACGUGGAACAGUCCUCCCGAGGACGGUAUCGUCAAGGCUGCUGUUUGGGGUCAGAUCUGGACUAUCACCGCAUAUCAGUGGUACGAGAACGUGGCCUAUCUCGCCUCAAAGGGUGUACUGCGCGGUGAGAGGUUCGAUACAAAACAGCAGAACAAGUGGUGGGUGUGGAGUUCGCGUUACUGGAUGGCAUACAUUGCACUAGAAGCUGUGCGACUCGCUCGUGUCUGGCAACUCAGCCCAACAGUCACAUCCUCAAGAGAUGGUGCUGAGAAAGACGCACAGACAUUGGAAGCUGAAGCUCUUUGGAAAAGACAAAUGACUGUCAACAUGGCCUGGGCACCCGUUUCUUACCACUACAGCUUGGAGUCUGGUGCCUUGAGCAAAGAAUGGCUGGGUGUUCUCGGUUUAAUUGCUGGUUCCACUGGUUUCCACAACUUGUGGCGCCAGGCUGCUGCUGCAUAG
Molecule: messenger RNA, 855 nt
Organism: Aureobasidium musti
Lineage: Eukaryota; Fungi; Ascomycota; Dothideomycetes; Dothideales; Saccotheciaceae
Source: the annotation of a GenBank genome assembly